Messenger RNA from Maudiozyma saulgeensis, 708 nucleotides. NCBI's taxonomy places the organism in Eukaryota, Fungi, Ascomycota, Saccharomycetes, Saccharomycetales, Saccharomycetaceae. The record is from the annotation of a GenBank genome assembly.
AUGCCAACACAAUUUAAAAUAUCAACCGGUAGAGGUGGGGCCGGUAAUAUACGGUCAUCAAAUUCGAAAGUUUCACCAAAUUAUAUUAAACAAGGUUCACAAACACCAAAUAUUAUACAACCAAUUUAUAGUACGGGACGUGGUGGAGCAGGAAAUAUGAUGAAAAAUUAUGAUCCAAAAUUAACAAGAAGAGCACAAGAUGUUGAUGAAGAUACAAUUUCAAAUAUGAAUGAUAUUGAAGAACAAAUUGAAAUAAGAAAUGAAAUUGAAAAUAUUAAUUCAAAUCAAAGUAAUAUAAACCAUAGUAAUGAUGACGAUUUUAUUAAUCCAAUUAUUUCAACAACAGAAAAUUAUAUUACUAAUACAAUUUCAAACGUUUUAUCACAUAUUUCAUCAUCUGGUGAAAAAUUAUCGCAAAAGACUAAUGAUUCUGAUAUAAUUAAACCAUCAAAGAGUAAAAUACGAGUACAACACAAAAAAAUUAAAAAACAAACACCAAUUAUUAUUGGUAGAGGUGGUGCAGGUAAUAUUGUUUCACCAUCAUCAUCCUCAAAAUCUGGUUCAUCUCAUUCAAAAUUAAAUAUUACAAAAUCAAAACAUAGUAAUAAAUCUAAUAAUACAACAACAAUUCAAUCAUCAACUAAUAAUAAUAUUCAAAAGAAGAAAAAAAAAUCAUUCAUGUCUUCAAUAUUUGGUAUAUUUGCAUAA